AUGAUGCCCCAGUCUCAUAUUCAAGAACAACAGCAACAGCGGCACCCUGAUAUCUACUAUCACGGUAAUCCUGGCGGUGUUGUUAUGCCUAAUGGGAUGGGCCCUGGAAACGGCAUCAACUCCAGCAUGGGCGUUGGUGCAGUAUCCUUACAACAGCAGCAGGACUUUGUAAACGCAGUGAUCAGUAUCUUGGAGGUACCCAAGGAUCCUACUGCAGUUGCAACAUGCUAUGCUAAUGAUAAGAACACCGCCAGCGAAGUGCAAGCAUAUGCAAAGAUUGCAGGCAAAGAUUGGACGUAUUAUUUGAAGGAUAUUGUAAUCACAAUCGGCAGAAACACAUCUCCCGGUGAUAACUCUGUCGAUAUAGAUUUGGGUCCAGCGAAAGUCGUGUCCAGGCAACAUGCCACCAUCAAGUUCAACUCAAACUCUGCGUUAUGGGAAUUGCAUGUCACAGGACGUAACGGCGCGAAAGUUAACUUCCACCGCGUAAAUUCUGGCCAAAAUUCAACACCGCAACCUUUGUCAUCUGGAUCUAUUCUUGAUAUUGGAGGGACACAGAUGAUGUUUAUCUUGCCUGACCAAGGCCCUUAUAUUGACCCGAACGCAGUAGCUCAUCUAACCCCAAAGCUAUUCAUGGCAUACUACAAUGUUACAACAAACCCUUUGCUAAGAAAUCUUUUUGAUUCGAAUCCAGAACUUGUACGCUCCUUGGAGCGGUCUGCGAAUAGCCACCAUGGCCCAAUUAGCGCACAUGGUUCGCAAACUCAACUACUACCUCAAUCGAGAAAAUCAUUGCAACAACAACACCAUAACCCACAUCAACAGCAGAUGGUGCAAUCUUCUAUGAGAGCGUUCAAGAUGUACGAUGACCCGGAUUCUGCCAUGCGCUCGGAUAUCCUUUCCCCAAUGGGUGGCCACAUGUUCGGAUCGCAUGAGGAUAACGACGGUCACGGUAUGCCUCAUAAUAACAGCUCCGGUCUCUCUAACGGUCAAUUAUACGGCACCGUUGCAAACACUGGUUUCAAUAUCGCUAGCACAGACGUAUCAACAGAUCUCUCAAGAGACGAGAAUAGAAACAUAAAACCUCCUCACAGUUACGCAACUAUGAUAACACAGGCUAUUCUAUCAACGGAAGAAGGUGAAUUGUCUUUGUCUGAUAUUUACAAACAUAUUGCAACAAACUACUCAUACUACAGAUAUACCAAGGCAGGCUGGCAGAACUCUAUUAGACACAAUCUUUCAUUAAAUAAGGCGUUCGAAAAAGUCCCAAGAAAACCGGGCGAACCUGGUAAGGGGAUGAAGUGGAGAAUUAGUGAGGAAACUCAACGGGACUUCCUAGAGAAAUGGCAAUCAGGAAAAAUGGGUAAGGUUAGACGCGGAUCUAGUGUCACUAGACAAUUGCAGGCCCAUAUGGCUCAUUUCAAUAGUUUACCGAUUCAAAGGGAGAACUUCAGUUUUAAUGACCAACGCCAGUCCAAUGGAAAAUCUCAAUCGAACCAUAAUUCGGAAUUCAAACAAAAGCCUAAAUUAGAAAACAACGGCAAAACUAUAUCUCGGAAAUCGCAGUCUCCAAAUUUACAAGGUUCGGAUUCUCAAUCAUCAAAUUCGUCAUAUACUCAGCAGGAUCAUGAGUCUUCUAGACUAUCACCAAGUCACCCCCAUCCUUCCGACCUCCCUUUACCAAAGAGACAACACUUAAAUCCACCCCAACAACACGGACUCAAGCAGAACCCGCAAUCAGAAAGCCAGAAACAAAACCAACAGCAAAAUAAUUUACAGCAGUCUCAACAGUUUAAUCCUCCAGCGCCAUCUUCUAACCAUACGAAAUCGCCAAAUAAUCAAGAAGUUCCGUCAAAUGUAUCUUCUUCAGGAUCUUUAUUACAUUCUCCUAACAAACACUUUCAAGUAAGUGCAGUUGAAGCAUACACACCUGAAAGAGGCUCCAAUUUACAAAAGUCUCCUCAGCCUUUGCUCAAUCUGCCAUCACUUCCUCAAAGUACUGAUAUGAGUCAUGCACAAUCUAGCUCCGAACAAGGCAUUCCACAUUUACCCCCCAAAUCUAGCCCCGGUGUCAUGAACCUUUUACAAUUCUCCUCUGUUAAUAAUACACCUUCUACCAAUGUGCAACGUACGCCAGUAUCAAAUGUCCAGGCUGCUGAGUCACUUGAUGGAAGAGACUCUAGGUCUAACAUGCUGGUUAUCAACGACGCUUACCAGGAAUCAAAUUCUACUAAUGGUACGGAAAAACAAGGUAUAUUAGAGACAAAGCGUCUACAGAAUGAAGAUGAUAACGUUGCAAAUGAUAACGAGAAUGAUAAUGAGAACGGGAAUGAAAAUGGGAUAAUGAGUAGCCCUAUCAAGGUGAAUGACCAAAGGAAUACGAAUCUCGUUGUUGAUGAUUCCAAUGACCACAAAGUAGUAGUUAAGAGCGAUUGA
Kluyveromyces marxianus DMKU3-1042 is the source of this 2436-nucleotide messenger RNA. RefSeq names its product forkhead family transcription factor FKH1 (gene FKH1). The coding region runs from base 1 to 2436 and encodes 811 amino acids. The record is from RefSeq and is a predicted model, not a curated record. Gene Ontology annotation, molecular function: RNA polymerase II cis-regulatory region sequence-specific DNA binding; protein binding; DNA-binding transcription factor activity, RNA polymerase II-specific. Lineage: Eukaryota; Fungi; Ascomycota; Saccharomycetes; Saccharomycetales; Saccharomycetaceae. The transcript has a single exon. Gene Ontology annotation, biological process: regulation of transcription by RNA polymerase II.